UUCAUUCCAUAGUAGAGGGAUGACUCGUUUAUGUGGCUUUAAAAUGAUUUAUUCAUUGAAAUGAAUGGAAUAACACCGCUUAUCUUCCCACGACUCUAAAACACACCUAUCUGGUCAUGAAGUUAGUCCACAAAGACAUCGAAAAAGACAAUGCCGGUCAGGUGACCCUGAUUCCGGAGGAGGCUGAGGACAUGUGGCACACCUACAACCUGGUGCAGGUGGGGGACAGUCUACGAGCCUCGACCAUCAGGAAGGUGACGACUGAGUCCUCCACGGGCAGUGUGGGCAGCUCCCGAGUGCGCACCACGCUGACGGUGUGUGUGGAGACCAUCGACUUUGACUCCCAGGCAUGCCAGCUCCGCGUCAAAGGAACCAACCUGGAGGAGAACCAGUAUGUCAAGAUGGGAGCCUACCACACCAUUGAACUGGAGCUCAACAGGAAGUUCACUCUGGCCAAGAAGAUCUGGGACAGCAUUGUCUUGGACAGAAUCGAUCAAGCGUGUGACCCUGCCCAGAAGGCGGACGUGGCGGCGGUGGUGAUGCAGGAGGGGCUGGCCAACAUCGUCCUGGUCACCUCCGCCAUGACCCUGCUCAGGGCCAAGAUAGAGGUCACCAUCCCACGCAAGCGCAGAGGCAGCUGCACACAGCACGAGAAGGCUCUAGAACGGUUCUAUGAAGCGGUCAUGCAGGGAAUCCUGAGACACAUCAACUUUGAUGUGGUAAAGUGUGUGUUGGUGGCGAGUCCAGGUUUCGUGAAGGACCAGUUCAUCACCUACCUGUAUAAAGAGGCGGUGCGACAGGACAACAAGCUACUGCUGGAAAACAGACCCAAGUUUAUGACCGUGCACUCCUCAUCCGGACACAAGUACUCACUCAAAGAAAUCCUGUCGGAUCCCACGGUGACGAGUCGACUAUCGGACACCAAGGCUGCAGGGGAGGUGAAAGCUUUAGAGGAAUUCUACAAGAUGCUGCAACACGAACCUGACCGAGCCUUCUACGGGCUGGGCCAUGUGGAGAAAGCCAGUGAGGCCUUGGCCAUUGACAUCCUGCUCAUCAGUGAUGAGCUCUUCAGACACCAGGACGUGGCCACGCGAAGCCGAUACGUACGACUGGUGGACAGCGUCCGAGACAACGGAGGAAACGUCAGGGUGUUUUCAAGCCUUCAUGUUUCCGGAGACCAGCUGAAUCAGCUCAGUGGAGUGGCGGCCAUUUUGAGGUUCCCCAUUGCAGACAUGUCAGAAGGAGAGGAGGACAGCAGCUCAGACGAGGAGUGAUGGCUUAUAUGGAUCAUGUGGAAAUGACUUCUCUCCUAGACCGCUGAUUGAACACAUACACAUACACAUACACACACACACACACACACACACACACACACACACACACACACACACACACACACACACACACACACACACACACACACACACACACACACACACACACACACAGACGCCUACUGUAGAUGCAACACACAGUCUUAUACAUCUUGCUUCUUGAACUGCUAACUCCUGAACGUGCUGUUUACAACGCAGACACACUCGUAACAUACUUUGUGUCUUCUGUUAGCAUGCAGUUACCAUUCAGAAAACAUUCACACAGGCACAUACAUGCACAGACAUGCUCACAUGUACAAACACACACAAUAUGACAUGCACAUUUGUGCACACACACACACACACACACACACACGUCAACAUCAUACACACUCAUGGCGGUGUGUCCGACUGCCUGAUCUCCUGUGUGAAUGAAAGUGCUGUCUCUAGUGUUGAGCGAAAAAAAAUCAUUAUGGGAUAAUGCUGGUUAACUGGCAACCGACCAACCAGUAGUGCGUCUCCCAGCGACACAUGAGCUUGCCAGAUUAUAACACAGUUGGUUGGAAAUAAAUAUGCUAAGAUGGCAUGCCAGCGCCCUAUCCUUUUGGUGCCAAAAAAAGAUUGCAACAAAAACCUAAACAACGUUAAUUUAAAAAAAUGUAUCACUUUGGACUGUUGUGGAAGAUGUUAUGACAACAUGUCAUAAAUAAAUCAAACAUGUGUAAUUAUCAUCUGGGAAACAACGCUGAAACAUGUACAUUUCAUUCUGAAUGUAUAUAUGAUAAAUAUUGUGCAAUUAAACAAUAUAGCAGUUUGAGCAUUUCA
This is a messenger RNA of Engraulis encrasicolus (European anchovy), 2138 nucleotides long. It is a transcript of the gene pelo, whose product is annotated as pelota mRNA surveillance and ribosome rescue factor. Gene Ontology annotation, biological process: nonfunctional rRNA decay; nuclear-transcribed mRNA catabolic process, no-go decay; nuclear-transcribed mRNA catabolic process, non-stop decay. Gene Ontology annotation, cellular component: cytoplasm. The transcript has 13 exons. Bases 117 to 1274 code for a protein of 385 amino acids. The record is from RefSeq and is a predicted model, not a curated record. Lineage: Eukaryota; Metazoa; Chordata; Actinopteri; Clupeiformes; Engraulidae.